AUGGUAGCAUUCUCAAACUUCAAGACAAAUAAGUUGACUACAAUUACAUUUGCAUUGCUGAUCGUUGUGUUUACAUUUACACUGGCAGCGUGUAUUAUAGAUUGGUACAAGACAGACUCACAGACAACCGAUUCCAACACCAGAGCCGUCUACAGACUAAAGCCAACCACUAUAUUAUUGGAUACCUACAUUUCUGGCGACCAUGCAUCAUCAAUCGAUCUAGACUGGGGAACAUUCGAACUAACAAGAACACAUUCAAUCAUUAAUGCAGCAGUUGCUUUGUGUGCAUUGUCAUGGCUGGCAUGUUUGACUGCAGUGAUCUUGGUGUUCCUUGUUCAGAUUGAGGUGUUUGGAACAAAGUCAAAGGUCAUGUGGUUGGUCUGCAAGAUUGUCAUUAUCAUCUCAACAGUUGUACUCUUUAUGUGUGUUGUAGUACUAGGUGGAGGUAUAACUCCAGCUUUCAAAUCAGAUAUUGAUGGAGCAUCAACAAUGACAGGUAUCUUUGCGCCAUGUGUCCAAACAUGCGCCAACAGCUUCACUGGUAACAAGAAUGGCACAAAGUUUGGACCAGGCUCUGGUUGGAUUCUGGCAUUAGUCGCUUUGUUCUUUGCUGUUGCCGCUUCAGUGCUGCCAUGGUUCGACAAGGCACAUGACUUGUAG
Acytostelium subglobosum LB1 is the source of this 660-nucleotide messenger RNA. RefSeq lists its product as hypothetical. Lineage: Eukaryota; Evosea; Eumycetozoa; Acytosteliales; Acytosteliaceae. The record is from RefSeq and is a predicted model, not a curated record. The coding region runs from base 1 to 660 and encodes 219 amino acids. The transcript is spliced from 3 exons.